Hippopotamus amphibius kiboko is the source of this 1671-nucleotide messenger RNA. RefSeq names its product GS homeobox 2 (gene GSX2). The coding region runs from base 228 to 1139 and encodes 303 amino acids. Gene Ontology annotation, cellular component: nucleus. Gene Ontology annotation, biological process: regulation of DNA-templated transcription. NCBI's taxonomy places the organism in Eukaryota, Metazoa, Chordata, Mammalia, Artiodactyla, Hippopotamidae. The transcript is spliced from 2 exons. The record is from RefSeq and is a predicted model, not a curated record. Gene Ontology annotation, molecular function: sequence-specific double-stranded DNA binding; DNA-binding transcription factor activity, RNA polymerase II-specific.
GUGUCGGGGUGGGGGCUAUAAAAUCCCGGAGCCGGGGCGUCGGGCGGGGGACGUGAGGACCAGCCCUCUCCAGGGACCCCUUUGUUCGUGGCCCAGACGCCGACACCUCCGCGUCCCCAAGGGCUUGACCGCCUGCGUCCGCACCGCGCCCGGGGCAGAGCACAAGACAGGAGAGGGGAGGGGGCGCCUCGGCCGGUCGGGCCCUCCAGCCACCCACCCCUCCCGACAUGUCGCGCUCCUUCUAUGUCGACUCGCUCAUCAUCAAGGACUCCUCACGGCCCGCGCCCUCGCUUCCUGAGCCGCACCCCGGGCCAGAUUUCUUCAUCCCGCUGGGCAUGCCAUCCCCGUUGGUGAUGUCCGUGUCCGGGCCGGGCUGCCCAUCCCGCAAGAGCGGCGCGUUCUGCGUUUGUCCGCUCUGCGUCACUUCGCACCUGCACUCCUCUCGGGGGCCCGCGAGCUCUGGCGGCGGGAGCGUAGGGACCGGGAGUGCAGGGCCCGGGGGUGGCGGGGCGGCAGGAGCCGCCGGGGCCUUGCCCCUGCUCAAGAGUCAGUUUUCUUCGGGUCCUGGGGACGCACAGUUUUGCCCGCGCGUGAGCCACGCGCACCAUCACCACCACCCGCCGCAGCACCACCAUCACCACCACCAGCCCCAGCAGCCCGGCUCGGCUGCAGCCGCGGCGGCCGCGGCGGCAGCGGCCGCAGCCGCGGCGGCCUUGGGGCAUCCGCAGCACCACGCACCUGUCUGCACCGCCACCACCUACAACGUGGCGGACCCGCGGAGAUUCCACUGCCUCACCAUGGGGGGCUCGGACGCCAGCCAGGUACCCAAUGGCAAGAGGAUGAGGACAGCGUUCACUAGCACGCAGCUCCUGGAGCUGGAGCGGGAAUUCUCUUCCAACAUGUACCUGUCUCGACUCCGGAGGAUCGAAAUCGCCACGUACCUGAACCUGUCGGAGAAGCAGGUGAAAAUCUGGUUUCAGAACCGCAGGGUGAAGCAUAAGAAGGAAGGGAAGGGCACGCAGAGGAACAGUCACACGGGGUGCAAGUGCGUCGGCAGCCAGGCGCACUACGUGCGCUCGGAGGAUGAGGACUCCUUGUCGCCGGCCUCCGCCAACGAUGACAAGAUUUCCCCCUUAUGAGGGAGGGCUGCCCCACGUCUCGCCAUACGCCCCCGGCAUCCCCCAACGCCCACCACGCGACGCGGGAGGCAUCCAGGGGCCAAAAUCCUCUCCCUUUCGGUGGUCUCACCUGGAGAAGGUGGAGACGAGCGUUCCCGGGGGCUUACAUGCUGGGCCUGACCCUUCUCCUGUCUCCUGCUUGACCUAUUUGUUUGGGGCUCCACUUGCAGUUACAGAUCGUUUUUGUUUUUAAUGUAAAUAAUCUAGAUUCAACUCAGUAUUGUCAUAUAACAAAGAAAAAACAGGGUUGGUUUAAGUUUAAAACUGUAUAAUGGGUUUUGAGAGCGCAUGUCAUUUCCCUUUCCCUGUGUUUCAGAACCUGAUAAAAACACGGGGUUUCUUGAUUAUUUUUGUUUUGUUUUUAAUGAAAGUAUUGAAUUGCAAAUAACUUAGAAAAUUAAACCUUGUAGGUCUUGCUUUCUGAAAAUUUGUCUGGGGAGAGUUCAAAAUCCAAGUUGCUGGAAGUCUCUUUGUGAAUAGUUUUAUAUAAAAU